AUGUCGCUCACCAACUUCUUCUACGAGCCUUUCUACUCCCUUUCUGACUUUGACCGCCUCUUCGACGAGGCGUUCAACGCGCGCAGCGGCCCCAGCCGCGCACAGAAUGGCGGCCAGCUCGCACGCCAGAACUCAUCUCUGAGCGCCCUUCGUCCCAAGAUGGACGUGCACGAAGAUAAAGAGAAGAACGUCGUGACCGCGACGUUCGAGCUCCCGGGCCUCAAGAAGGAAGACGUCAACAUCGACGUGCAGAACUCGGUUCUCACCGUCUCCGGCGAGACCAAGGUCGACGAGACGAAGGAGCAGGACGGCUACGCCGUACGCGAGCGCCGCUUCGGCAAGUUCUCGCGCUCGAUUCCUGUGCCGCAGGGCAUGAAGGAGGAGGAGAUCAAGGCGUCGCUCGAGAACGGCGUGCUGAGCGUGAGCUUCCCGCGCACAGCGUCCGAGGCUCAGCCCAAGAAGAUUGCUGUUGCAUGA
This is a messenger RNA of Peniophora sp. CBMAI 1063, 477 nucleotides long. The record is from the annotation of a GenBank genome assembly. NCBI's taxonomy places the organism in Eukaryota, Fungi, Basidiomycota, Agaricomycetes, Russulales, Peniophoraceae.